Molecule: messenger RNA, 4020 nt
Organism: Melanotaenia boesemani (Boeseman's rainbowfish)
Lineage: Eukaryota; Metazoa; Chordata; Actinopteri; Atheriniformes; Melanotaeniidae
Product: E3 ubiquitin-protein ligase MARCHF6-like
Exons: 26
Coding region: 207-2978 (923 amino acids)
Cellular component (GO): endoplasmic reticulum membrane
Molecular function (GO): zinc ion binding
Source: RefSeq, a predicted model, not a curated record
CGCUCUGAUUAUAUCCUUACCACUACCCGAUUAACUAUUCAAGUAAAAUAGGCUAUUUUUAAAGUUGGAAUGUAUGACAAUGUCCUGUAUAGCUGCUACAAAACACUAACUUGAAAUGUUUACAUUUAGAUAGUAAGCGUCAUCGCUUUUAUACUCACUGAUCGAACUACCACUUUGGAACAGGGCUGCUAUAGCAGCCAGUCAAGAUGGACACCGCGGAGGAAGCGGACAUCUGUCGAGUAUGUCGGUCAGAGGGGACCCAGGACAAGCCGCUCUAUCAUCCUUGUGUUUGCACUGGCAGCAUUAAGUUUAUCCACCAAGAAUGCUUACUACAGUGGCUCAAACAUAGUAGAAAAGAAUACUGUGAAUUAUGCAAACAUAGGUUUGCAUUUACGCCAAUUUACUCUCCAGACAUGCCAUCUCGCUUACCUGUCCAGGAUAUUUUUGCAGGGCUGGUCACCAGUAUUGGGACAGCUAUCAGAUACUGGUUCCAUUACACACUGGUGGCCUUUGCCUGGCUGGGUGUAGUGCCUCUCACAGCAUGUCGCAUCUACAAGUGUUUAUUUACCGGCUCUGUGAGCUCCCUCCUUACUCUACCAUUAGAUAUGCUUUCAACGCAGAACCUGCUUGCUGACUGCCUCCAGGGCUGUUUUGUGGUCACAUGCACGCUAUGUGCCUUCAUCAGUCUGGUGUGGCUAAGGGAGCAGAUUGUCCACGGUGGAGCUCCACAGUGGUUAGAACAGAAUCAAGCCCCUCUGGUUCCUAAUCCCCCCAACGGCCCUGCAGCAGCUAAUGAGGAUCCAGGUGCUAACGCCGCAGUCAAUGCCCAGGCUGCUGCAGCUGCACAGCAUCCUGCAGCUCCACGUCCCGAUGAGCAGGCACCCGCCAACCAGCGAGACGGUGGCAACAGAAAUGAAGCUGACUUAGAUGAUGAUGAUGGAGAUGAUGAUGGGGAAGAAGAUGAAGAUGAGGAGGAGGAGGAAGAUGGCAGGGAAGAGGAUGCGGCGGAUGCCAAUAAUGGAGGGCAAGAAGAUUUGAACUGGAAUGCUUUGGAGUGGGACCGAGCAGCAGAGGAGCUGACCUGGGAAAGGAUGCUGGGCCUGGAUGGUUCCCUCGUUUUCUUGGAACAUGUCUUCUGGGUGGUGUCUCUGAAUACACUCUUCAUCUUAGUUUUUGCUUUUUGCCCAUAUCACAUUGGACAUUUCUCAGUAGUUGGACUGGGAUUUGAAGAAUAUAUCAAAGCAUCACAUUUUGAUGGCCUCAUCACUACAAUACUGGGGUACAUCCUCUUGGCUGGAGCUCUCAUAGUCUGCCAUACAUUGGCUUCAUUAGUGAAGUUCCAACGGUCCAGACGCCUUCUGGGUGUCUGUUACAUAGUUGUCAAGGUGUCCCUGCUGGUUGUCAUGGAGAUAGGCUUGUUUCCGCUUAUUUGUGGUUGGUGGCUUGACAUUUGUUCACUGGAGAUGUUUGAUGCUACUAUUAAGGACAGAGAGCAGAGUUUUGACUCUGCUCCUGGGACCACCAUGUUCCUCCACUGGCUGGUUGGCAUGGUCUACGUCUUCUACUUUGCCUCCUUCAUCCUUUUGCUCCGAGAGGUCGUUCGGCCUGGUGUGCUGUGGUUUUUAAGAAACCUGAAUGAUCCAGAUUUCAAUCCAGUGCAAGAGAUGAUCCACCUACCCAUCUACCGGCACCUGCGGAGAUUUAUACUUUCAGUGGUGGUGUUUGGCUCCAUAGUUCUGCUGAUGCUUUGGCUCCCAAUCAGAAUCAUUAAACUGCUCUUCCCAACCUUCCUUCCUUACAACGUCAUGCUUUACAGUGAUGCCCCCGUCAGUGAGCUGUCGCUGGAGUUGCUGCUCCUUCAGGUUGUUCUGCCAGCAUUGUUGGAGCAGGGUCACACUCGGCAGUGGCUCAAACGCCUCGUUCACGCCUGGACGUUCACAGCUGGAUAUGUUUUUGACCUUCACUCGUACCUUCUGGGAGAGCAGGAUGAUGAUGAAAACCAACCAAAUAACCCUCCUGGUCGCCAUAACAACAAUCGCAUUGCUGGGCUGGGGGAAGGGCUUCAUGCUGCCCACCAGGCUAUUCUGCAGCAGGGUGGGCCUGUGGGUUUCCAGCCAUACCACCGACCCCCCAACUUCCCCCUCAAGAUUAUUCUCCUUGUUGUCUUGAUGUGCGUGACUCUGUUACUAGCAAGUCUGAUUUGUCUCACACUGCCAGUGUGUGUGGGUCGUUGGCUCAUGUCUCUCUGGAUGGGCAACGCAGUGGUUCACGAGCUGUACACAGCAGCCAGCGGCCUCUACGUCUGCUGGCUGGCCAUUCGUGCUGCUACAGUGUUGCUGUCAUGGAUGCCACAGGGCAGGACGAUCAUCAUUCUCAAAGUCCACGAGUGGACGCUCAUGAUCUUCAAGACCGUUGUGGUAGCCAUGAUGUUAGCCGGGGUCAUUCCUCUCCUGCUGGGUCUGCUGUUUGAGCUGGUCAUCGUAGCCCCUCUCAGAGUCCCACUGGAUCAGACACCUCUCUUUUACCCCUGGCAGGACUGGGCCUUGGGAGUCCUUCAUGCUAAAAUCAUUGCUGCGAUAACACUAAUGGGCCCUCAGUGGUGGCUAAAAACAGUCAUUGAGCAGGUGUAUGCUAAUGGCAUCAGAAACAUUGACCUCCAUUUUAUAGUGCGAAGACUGGGCGCUCCAGUCAUCUGCGUCCUGCUGCUGUCUCUCUGUGUGCCCUACACCAUCUCUAAAGGCGUUACGCCGGUGCUGGGAGUGCAGCCAGAGAUGCAGACCUUGGUGGAGAGGAGAAUCUACCCGUUCCUGCUGAUGGUGGUCAUGCUGUUGGCCAUAUUGUCCUUUCAGAUUCGACAGUUCAAACGUCUCUAUGAACACAUAAAAAAUGACAAAUAUCUGGUCGGGCAGCGUCUUGUAAACUACGAAAGGAAGACGGGCAGGAGUACAUCCUCCUCCUCCUUCAGCACCUCCUCAUAGACCUGACUUCUGUUGAAUCAGUGGAGCUGAAUGACUCUGCCCAGCCCCGGAGGCUAUCAGCAGCUCCAGUGGUGAAACCUUUUUUUGUCUUUGCUCAGCCGUCAACUUCAAACGCCAUCCAUAAACUUUUAAACAUGGCCUAGUCCAUUCAUUCUCCAUCAUCUCCCACAGUCGUAGGCCGGGAGGCAAAGAUGUUUACGAGUGAAGGCAAAAGUGGCCUCACUCCAUCAAAAGCUUUUGAUGGAACGUAUGAAGUUUUUGUACGAGAUUCUUAAAUCAACCUGCAAAACUGUCAGCAUGACUGAAACAUGGCAGAACCAUAAAUUCACUGGCAGUUCCUCCUGUUACACAUGUUCGUUCUUUAAACUUUAUUUUAAGGUUUGGGUUGAAGUCAGGUAAGUAGAGUGUAGCUUUUACCUCAGAUUGCUCUUCCUUUUGAAUGUUUGAUGUGAAAAAAAUUUUAGCUGGAGUGUCUUAGACAUUUUUAGAGCUGAUGAUGAGACAUUUGGACCUUAUUAGUCCUGCUUCCACUGCUGGUUCCUUUCAAAGGUUGUCAGUGCUAAGGUGGAAUGUAGAUAGUGUGGAAACUUGAUUGUAUUUUCCAAGGUUACAUUUCUAGAGUGAGCUAAACAAACAAGAAGAAGAAGAAGAAAUUUGUUAAUAACAAAAUCAAGAACAUUAGUUUUCUGAGUUUUAACAAGUAUGGGGCUGCAUGUGAGUUCUAAUUUUUAAAUGGUUUAAAUUAAUUCACCUUGGACUUAACCAGACAAAAAAGCUAUCACACAUCAGAGUUUAGCACAUGAAAACAUGAAAAAAAAACUUAAAUGUUUUCCGACAAAAACAGCCUCCAGAUCAGAGGCUUAAUUUCUAUAAAGCAGUGGAGGACAGGCAUACAAGUCAGCCACAGAAAGCUACCAAAGAGGACGCCAUGACAACCGGGAGUCUGAUUUCCUUUUAAACUUACUAUCACAUUUAAAAUGAGCAAACAAAGCGGUCAGUCAUUGUUAUUGUCAAGUGUAGUUAAAGAAAACCCUGCACUGAU